AUGAAUCAAGACAUUAAAAGAUUAUUAAAAAUAAAAGUAGAUGCACUUAAAAGAUUAGAAAAAGACUAUACAUUAUAUAAACAAGAAGAGAUUUCACAAUAUCAAAAAGUUGAAAGAUUUAAAUCAGACCCUACAAAAGAUAUUUACGAUGUUAAAAAACAAGAAGAAAUUUUAGAUGAAACCAAAAGAAUGAUUAUUGAUUCAGUUUCAAGAGUUACAUCCUAUAUUGUUUCAUUAGGCGAGUUUUUAGAUGAACAUAAAGAUAAAGAUGAUGGCAGUGAAAUAUGGAUAGAAUCUUAUGAAAUAGUUGAUAGACUAUCUACUAAAUUUUUAAAUGAACAAUAA
Molecule: messenger RNA, 345 nt
Organism: Dictyostelium purpureum
Lineage: Eukaryota; Evosea; Eumycetozoa; Dictyosteliales; Dictyosteliaceae
Exons: 3
Coding region: 1-345 (114 amino acids)
Biological process (GO): tubulin complex assembly; post-chaperonin tubulin folding pathway
Cellular component (GO): microtubule cytoskeleton; cytosol
Molecular function (GO): beta-tubulin binding
Source: RefSeq, a predicted model, not a curated record